Anguilla anguilla (European eel) is the source of this 3175-nucleotide messenger RNA. It is a transcript of the gene serpinf1, whose product is annotated as serpin peptidase inhibitor, clade F (alpha-2 antiplasmin, pigment epithelium derived factor), member 1. The transcript has 9 exons. Gene Ontology annotation, biological process: negative regulation of endopeptidase activity; negative regulation of angiogenesis. The coding region runs from base 279 to 1499 and encodes 406 amino acids. The record is from RefSeq and is a predicted model, not a curated record. Gene Ontology annotation, molecular function: serine-type endopeptidase inhibitor activity. Lineage: Eukaryota; Metazoa; Chordata; Actinopteri; Anguilliformes; Anguillidae.
AUAGCCCAGUCGAGGGUGGGAUAGGCGCCGAGAUUUUGGAAUAAAGUGGUCAACUGGACCGGUUCUUUGCCAGUUUAGUCUGUAAUAACUUGUCUGAAGAAGGCAAAGCCACGCGCGCGCAACCAUUGCUUGGAGGGUACCCAGCGGGAGCUGAAAGUGCUGGAGCAUUGCUCUGACAUGCAGCUCUUCGCUUUCACAGAGCUGAAACUGAGACAAAAAUAUCCUCUUCUGUUUCAAUACCUUGGCAUUGAUUUCCAAGACUUGAUACAGGAGCCAGGAUGAAGAGGAUGAGCAUGCUGCUGUGCUUGGGGGUUCUGUUCUCCCUCUCCCAUGCUCAGCUGUCUGAGCCAGAAGAGGAUGGCGCAGAAGAGCCAGUGGAGCUGUUUACCACACCCAAAACCAAGAUGGCUGCCGCCACCUCUGACUUUGGCUACAACCUGUUCCGGCAACUGGCCUCACGCGACCCGCCAGCCAGCUUCCUCCUUUCCCCCAUCACCAUCUCCGCUGCUCUCACACAACUCUCCAUGGGAGCCUCCCCCGAGGCGGAGAAGCAGCUUUACCGCGUGCUGCGCUACCACAGCCUGCAGGACAGCCAGCUGCACGACACGCUGAGAGACCUCCUGUCCUCCAUCCGCGCCCCGGGGAAGGGCCUGAGCGCCGCCUCCCGCGUCUACCUGGAGAGGAAGAUGCGUCUCAAGCUGGAGUACUUGAACGCGGUGGAGAAGCAGUAUGGGGUGAGGCCCAAGGCGCUGAUGGGCGGAGCCCGCGACCAGAAGGAGAUCAACGAUUGGGUCAAGCAGCAGACAGGCACCAAGGUGGACCACUUCCUGAUGUCAUCCCUCCCCCGGAAUCCGGGCGUGGUACCUGUGGGAGCCGCUUACUUCAAAGGUCAAUGGGUGACCCGGUUUAGCAACUCUGGAAAGAUGGAGAACUUCCAGGUGGACGGAGCACCAGCAACUCAAGUUCCCACGAUGCAACAGGACAGGUACCCAGUCAGGCUGGGCUUUGACACAGACCUUGGAUGCACAGUUGCCCAAGUGGCCAUGCAGGGGGGCCUAAGCAUGGUCUUCUUCCUGCCUGAUGACGUCACAAAGAACAUGAGCCUGAUAGAGGAGAGCCUGACGGCCGAGUUUGUGCAGGACCUUUACAACACGCUCCACUCCGUUCAGGUCGACCUCACUCUCCCCGUUUUCAAGCUCGAGUAUUCCUCCGACGUGCUCCCUCUCCUGUCCGACAUGGGUCUAUCAGAGUGGCUGGCCCAGACGGACCUGGAGAAGAUCACUACCCAGGCGGCCAAGGUCAGCAGCGUGCACCAGAAAGCCGUCAUGGAGACCGGCCCCGAGGGCAGCCUGUCCGCCGGCUCCGCCCCCGCCUCCGACGGCCAAUUGCUGCCCCUGAGCUUCAACGUGAACCGCCCUUUCAUCUUCCUGGUGCGGGACGACCCCUCGGGGGCGCUCCUGCUCAUCGGGAAGGUGCUGAACCCGCGGGACCUGGCCUGAGCGUGCCGGUUCACGCCAGCGGUGGGCGCACCCGCUCCGGGGCAGGGGACACGCUUUGCACGCUACACGCAGGACACGGGACUGUGCACACACACGCGCGCGUGUGGAAAAACAGCGCGGGGACUCUCACACUUACCAUGUACGAUCAGCCCAACGACUGGACGGAUGAGAUCCAUUUUACCUACGCAUUGUCACAUAUUGUCAGUGUCAUCAGAAAACCUCCUAUCUCCAAAAAGAAUUGGAAUUCUCAGGAAAAGCAAUGGCUUCUUUCGUUCCAUUUAUGAUUUACUUGUUUUGAACAACAAUUUGGCUGAGUUAAGAAACAUUGGCAAUACAUGGAGCUGGAUGACAAUUCUCUCAUUUUGGCAAAAUGACAAAAAAAGGACUUUACUGUUUUUUAUGACACUGACAAUAUGCAACAUGUUAACCUGCUCUCUUUGACCCGCCACAGCCAUGCUACCUUCACAACUGGCCCAAACUGAGCUCCCGUGUGAGUUCUGUACAACUCAAAUCAAAUGUUAUAAAGCCAGCCCCAUGAGUGACAACCAGCAUACUCCCUCAGUUUAAAUGCAGAGAUGUUCUAUACGGAUGAAGAUGUGUGGCACAUGAGUAGCGCGACACAUCAUGCAUGGACACUUGUAAAUCCAGACAGAAAUGUCACUGAGUGCAUUCAACCACAGCUGUUGGCGUAUUUUAACAUUUAAAUUUUUUUUAGCAUAUUCUCACAUAUGCAUAUUACCUUACUGACAAUCACAGAAUUGUGAAAAGCUAGAUCCGAAAUAUAAAGUACUCAUUUUCUUCGGCUUGCUUUUGUCUUUCAUUUCAUGAAUUCUUUUGGCUUCUUUAAAUUGUCUUUUUGAACAAUACUGCUCCUUCCCGACAUGAAAUCAUAUUUGCAUUUGAAUAUCACGUUGACAAAUAGCUUCGCGAAGGAAGAAGGAGAAGCAUGAAAAUAAAUACAUUAUAAAAUAAACAUCCUGUCAUUCCACGCCUUGUGAUGUGCAAAUAAACUCUGCAUGAGUGGGAAGAAAAGAGGACGUUUAAAGUGUCUGGCGAGAGCCUGUAGCCAGUGAAAAAUGAGCUGUGGCGGGUAUGUCACCUCACUGCUAGUGCUAGUUUUCACUUCCUGCUGCACAAAGCUAGCACUGGCUGGUAGAGAGAACAAGCUGGCCUUUCUACCAGACAAAGCUUUCCAGGGUACCUGCACGUGGUGGUUCGUGGCUUGGGCCAAAACAGAAGGUGCUGGAAACUUGUUGAUUGGCUGCUUGUUAACAGCAAAGUGUCCAUUGUGCCCGUUAGGUUAAGGUUCUAAGUGAAAACCUAGCAAACAAUAUUUGGUUCCCAGAACAUUCUUGGAAAGUUAGGUUAAGCACAAAUUUGUCUGGUCUCCUUCAUUUUCUUUGACCGUUAUUUUUAAAUCACAAGGAGUUAUUCAGUUAUGUUAUUCAGAUUCGAUAUUCCAGGUUAAACAAAAAGUAUUUAGGAUGCUAGCAAUGUUGAACAGAUCCAGCUUUUCAUUACUUACAAUUAAAAUAUCCUUGAAGUGUUAUAGACAAACAUCCCCCGUGGCUAAAUGCUAACCCUUCGAAAUGUUAUCAGUACAUUUGUAUGCGAAAUGCUUGGAAAACUUUUCUGUGACUUUCUGGCAAAACUUAAAUAAAUAUGUUCUAAGACUC